This is a messenger RNA of Cariama cristata (Red-legged seriema), 1149 nucleotides long. Its product is annotated as tyrosine-protein kinase JAK2-like. NCBI's taxonomy places the organism in Eukaryota, Metazoa, Chordata, Aves, Cariamiformes, Cariamidae. The record is from RefSeq and is a predicted model, not a curated record. Gene Ontology annotation, molecular function: cytokine receptor binding; non-membrane spanning protein tyrosine kinase activity. The annotation marks the transcript as partial. Gene Ontology annotation, biological process: cytokine-mediated signaling pathway; hemopoiesis; cell surface receptor signaling pathway via JAK-STAT. Gene Ontology annotation, cellular component: cytosol; cytoskeleton. The transcript is spliced from 7 exons.
AGAUACAUUAUGUUCCAACACUGCUUGUGUGCAUGCUUUGUCUGACCUCCUGUGGAUACCAGCAGCAAGCAAAUGCUCUGAACAGAACCGAAACAAACAAUGGCCUGUCUUACAAUGACAAAUAUGGAAGGUACAGAAGCUUCUACCAUCCACCAGAAUGGUGACAUCCAUGGGAAUACCAGUACACCCAAGCAGACAGAACCGUUGCUUCAAGUGUACCUUUAUCAUUCUCCUGGGAAGACAGGAGGAGAUUACCUUCAAUUUCCAGCUGGAGAAUAUGUUGCAGAAGAGAUUUGCACUGUUGCCUGUCAAGCCUGUGGUAUCAUGCCAGUGUAUCAUAACAUGUUUGCACUCAUGAGUGAAACAGAGAGAAUGUGGUAUCCCCCAAAUCACAUCUUCCAUGUCGAUGAAGCAACCAGACUCAUCCUAAUUUACCGGAUAAGGUUUUAUUUUCCCCACUGGUAUUGCAAUGGCACCAGCAGAGCAUAUCGGUAUGGCAUUCUUCGAGGUGCAGAAAGCCCUGUUCUUGAUGAUCUUGUCAUGUCUUACCUAUUUGCACAGUGGCGAGAUGAUUUUUUGGGUGGAUGGAUACAGAUGCCUGUUACUCAUGAAACACAAGAAGAAUGCCUUGGAAUGGCUGUUCUGGAUAUGAUGAGAGUGGCCAAAGAAAAGGACCAAACCCCACUGGCUAUUUACAAUUCAGUCAGCUACAAAAUGUUUUUGCCUAAAUGUGUGCGAGCAAAAAUCCAAGACUACCAUAUUUUGACGCGAAAAAGAAUAAGGUACAGGUUCCGCAAAUUUAUACAACAGUUUGGCCAAUGCAAAGCUACUGCCAGAAACUUGAAACUUAAGUAUCUUAUAAAUCUGGAAACCCUUCAGUCUGCCUUCUAUUCAGAGGUUUUUGAAGUAAAAGAACCUGGUGGAGAUCUUUCUGGAGAGGAACGUUUUGCAACCAUUGUAAUAACUGGAAAUGGUGGAAUUCAGUGCUCAAGAGGAAAACUUAAAGACUGUGACACACUGGCAGAGCAGGAUUUACAAACAUACUGUGAUUUUCCUGAUAUCAUUGAUGUCAGCAUUAAGCAAGCAAGCCAAGAAGGCUCCAGUGAGAGAAGAAUUGUCACCAUUCACAAACAAGACAGCAAGAAUCUG